Molecule: messenger RNA, 5529 nt
Organism: Eublepharis macularius
Lineage: Eukaryota; Metazoa; Chordata; Lepidosauria; Squamata; Eublepharidae
Gene: COL3A1
Product: collagen type III alpha 1 chain
Exons: 51
Coding region: 125-4522 (1465 amino acids)
Molecular function (GO): extracellular matrix structural constituent; protein binding
Source: RefSeq, a predicted model, not a curated record
GUUCUGCGCAGGGCCUGGUGGCUGACGGGGCAGGAACCCAUUGAUGGUGCUCUUUUGAUUUUUCUUUUCCCCUUUUUCGUUUUCUCUUUUGCACAUAGAGUCUCAUGUCUAAUACUAUUUAGACAUGAUGAGCUGUGUGCAGGGAGUAAUUUUGCUUUGCCUUGCUGUGUUACAACCCUCCUUAAUUUUGGCACAACAAGAUGUUAUCCUAGGAGCAUGCACCCAUCUUGGCCAAUUGUAUGCGGACAGAGAUGUUUGGAAACCUGAACCGUGCCUGAUCUGCGUGUGUGACUCGGGAGCUGUUCUUUGUGAUGACAUCGUCUGUGAGGAUCAGGAAUUAGAUUGUGUCAACCCAGAGAUUCCAUUUGGAGAAUGUUGCGCAGUUUGUCCACCUUCAACAUCAGCCCCUCCUGUUACUGGACCGACAGUUUCAAGACCUGGUCCCCAAGGCCCAAGGGGAGAUCCUGGUCCUCCUGGUACUCCUGGAAGGAAUGGUUCACCUGGUCAAGCCGGACCCCCAGGACCCCCCGGUAACCCUGGAAACCCCGGAAUCUGUCAGAAUUGCCCCAGCAUCGGUAAUGGAAUAAACUAUUCUCCUCAGUAUGAUGCCUAUGACACCAAGUCUGGUGGACAAGCAUAUCCGUUCCCAAGUACUGGAGCCGGAGCCCCUGGCCCUCCUGGCCCUCCUGGUCCCGUGGGUCAACCCGGAUCACCUGGAUCUCAUGGAUAUCAAGGGCCUCCAGGGGAACCUGGGCAAGCUGGCAGUCCAGGCUCUCCUGGUCCUCCAGGAUUAAUCGGACCACCUGGCCCUGCUGGAAAAGAUGGAGAAUCUGGCAGACCUGGCAGACCUGGUGAACGUGGAUUGCCUGGAGCUCCUGGCCACAAAGGUCCCUCUGGUAUGCCCGGAGUCCCCGGAAUGAAAGGCCAUAGAGGAUUUGAUGGAAGAGACGGUGCCAAAGGAGAUGCUGGUGCUCCCGGUCUGAAGGGUGAGAAUGGACUUCCUGGAGAAAACGGGUCUCCUGGACCAAUGGGUCCAAGAGGUCAAACAGGUGAAAGAGGAAGGCCAGGAGGCCCUGGACCAGCUGGUGGUCGUGGUAAUGAUGGUUCUCCAGGAGCUGCCGGCCCAAUUGGACCACCUGGCCCACCCGGACCUUCAGGAUUUCCAGGGACUCCAGGUUUUAAGGGUGAAGUUGGCCCUGGAGGUCCCCCCGGAUCCGCUGGUUCACCAGGCCCAAGAGGAGAACCGGGGCCUGCAGGCCAGCCUGGUGGUGCCGGUCCUCCAGGUCCUGGAGGACGAGAUGGAAGCCCAGGUGGAAAAGGUUUACCAGGUCCUGCUGGUAUUCCUGGUUCUCCUGGACUGAUGGGAGCUCGGGGCCCUCCUGGUCCCUCCGGUACUAAUGGAAACCCUGGACAGAGAGGUCCUGCCGGUGAACCUGGUAAGAAUGGUGGCAAAGGAGACCCAGGGCCAAAAGGUGAUCGCGGUGAAAAUGGUUCUCCAGGUGCUGCUGGUCCUCCAGGGGAAGAAGGCAAGGCGGGAUCCCCGGGUGCACCUGGCACAAACGGUUUGCCUGGAAAUCCAGGAGACAGGGGUGCUCCAGGUUUUAGUGGUCCUGCCGGUAGAAAUGGGGCGCCGGGUGAAAAGGGGGCUCCUGGUGAACGAGGUAGCCCAGGCAGUGCGGGAUCGAGAGGAUCUCCUGGCGAACCGGGACGUGAUGGCUCCCCAGGACUUCCAGGAAUGAGAGGCUUAACUGGAAGCCCAGGAAGCCCAGGAUCGGAUGGAAAACCAGGCCCUUCCGGUUCUCCAGGGGAAUCUGGGCGAAGUGGUCCACCGGGCCCAGCAGGACCGAGAGGACAACCAGGUGUGAUGGGUUUUCCCGGUCCAAAGGGUAGCGAGGGUUCACCAGGUAAAAAUGGAGAAAGGGGUCCAGGCGGAAGUCCUGGUGGACAGGGACCACCUGGAAAGGAUGGUGAAGCAGGACCUCAGGGUCCCCCUGGACCUGGAGGUCCUCCAGGUGAGAGAGGAGAACCCGGAGGAGCAGGCCCACCUGGAUUCCAGGGACUGCCUGGCAAUGUAGGAUCACCUGGAGAGAAUGGAAAACCCGGAGAAGCUGGUCCGAGAGGAGAAAAUGGAGCUCCGGGAAUCCCAGGCGGCAAGGGUGAAAACGGCGUCCCAGGUGAACGAGGAGCACAAGGCCCGCAGGGUCCUCCAGGCGCUAGAGGUGGGGCUGGCCCUCCAGGACCAGAAGGCACAAAGGGACCUGGUGGUCCCCCAGGAUCUCCUGGGGCAACAGGACCACCGGGCUUGCAAGGAAUGCCUGGUGAGAGAGGAGGUUCUGGAAACCCCGGACCCAAGGGAGAAAAGGGAGAGCCUGGUGGCAGGGGUGGUGACGGCCUACCUGGUAAAGACGGUGCAAGGGGUCCUGUCGGUUCCAUCGGGCCCCCCGGUCCAGCUGGCCAACCUGGUGAUAAGGGAGAGCAUGGUUCUGCUGGACCUCCUGGCCCGACCGGUCCCCGUGGUGGGCCUGGGGAGAGAGGGGAACAUGGGCCCCCUGGUCCGGCUGGUUUCCCCGGAGCUCCUGGACAAAAUGGAGAGCCUGGUGGAAAAGGAGAAAAAGGUCCCGCUGGUGAACGAGGCGAACCUGGACCCCAAGGGGCCGCAGGUCCACUCGGAGGUCCUGGAGCACCAGGUCCAUCUGGUCCAGCAGGGACGAAAGGGGAGCGUGGCCCUCAGGGUCUUCCCGGUCAGGCAGGCUUUCCUGGUGCUCGUGGCUUACCUGGUCCCCCUGGCAACAACGGCAAUUCGGGCCCACCUGGCGUCGCAGGUCCCGCUGGUAAAGAUGGGCCUCCCGGCCCCGCUGGGUCCACUGGCCCUGCUGGUUCCCCAGGAGGUGCUGGUCCAAAAGGAGAACCUGGCCAGCCCGGUGAAAGAGGCCCAGCAGGUGCAAGAGGAGAACCCGGUACCUCGGGUCCUUCAGGAAUUAUAGGCAUACCUGGACAACGUGGUAUUGCGGGAUUGCCAGGCUCAAGGGGUUCACCAGGGCCUGUUGGUCUACCUGGUGUCAAGGGUGAAGAUGGGAAACCGGGAUCCAAUGGUAGCCCCGGAGAACGAGGCCCUGCAGGUCCCCAAGGUCCUCCUGGACUGAGUGGAUCACCCGGAGAAUCUGGCAGAGAUGGCAAUUCUGGACAAGAUGGUGUGCCAGGUCGUGACGGGUCUCCAGGACCAAAGGGUGAUCGAGGUGAAAACGGCUCUCCAGGGACACCAGGGCUUCCAGGCCAUGUUGGUCCCCCAGGGAAUGUUGGUCCAUCUGGAAAACCAGGGGAUAGAGGAAGCCCAGGUCCUGCUGGUCCGGCUGGCCCCUCUGGCCCUGCUGGUAUUCGUGGUGCUCCUGGCCCCGCUGGUGCACGUGGUGAUAAAGGUGAAGCUGGAGAACGUGGCCUCAAUGGGAUAAAGGGUCAUCGAGGAUUCCCUGGUAACCCAGGACCUCCUGGUGGAGUUGGUGCAAUGGGUCCCCAAGGUCCAAAUGGAAGCCCAGGACCUGCCGGAGCUAGAGGCCCCCCCGGACCAAAUGGACCUCCCGGAAAAGACGGUACGAGUGGCUACCCUGGCCCUAUUGGUCCUCCUGGUCCCCGUGGAGCUCGAGGUGAAACUGGAACAGCGGGGUCACCUGGUCAUUCUGGGGCACCCGGCCCUCCUGGUCCUCCGGGAGCUCCCGGUCCAUGCUGUGGUGGUGCUGGUGUUGAUGGUCCAGCGGGGCAGUGGGAGAAAGGACCGACCUACUAUAGAGACCAGCCAUCUGAGGACAAAGCCAGUAUAAAUGAUGUUUUAGCCUCGUUGAAGUCCAUCAAUAAUCAGAUUGAAAACAUUGUCAGCCCUGACGGCUCUCGGAAGAAUCCAGCCCGUAACUGCAGAGACCUGAAGUUCUGCCACCCUGAACUGACCAGUGGAGAGUAUUGGAUCGAUCCUAACCAAGGUUGUAAAUUGGAUGCUAUUAAAGUAUUCUGUAAUAUGGAAACUGGUGAGACCUGCAUCAAUGCCAAUCCCAGAAGUAUUCCACGAAAGAACUGGUGGACAAGCUCAGGACCAGAAAAGAAGCACGUUUGGUUUGGCGAGUCCAUGAAUGGUGGAUUCCAGUUCAGUUAUGGUGAUCCUGACCUCCCCGAAGAAGUUGCAGAUGUCCAGCUGGCCUUCCUGAGAAUCCUUUCGAGUCGAGCCUCACAGAAUAUCACCUAUCACUGCAAGAACAGCAUCGCUUACAUGGAUGAGGCCAGUGGGAAUGUGAAAAGAUCACUGAAGCUCAUGAGCUCUACUGAGAGUGAAAUCAAGGCAGAAGGAAACAGCAAGUUCACAUACAGUGUGCUGGAAGACAGCUGCACUAAACACACCGGUGAAUGGGGCAGAACAGUCUUCGAGUACAGAACACGCAAGACGAUGAGGUUGCCCGUGAUUGAUAUUGCACCCUUUGAUAUCGGCGCUCCCAAUCAGGAAUUCGGUGUGGACGUUGGCCCAGUUUGCUUCUUAUAAACCAAGAGUAAUGCUCAUUCUGAAACCCAACAAACUCACACUCCGUUUUUGCUCUUCUUGUUUUAACCUUGUCAACUAGUAGAAUCAAUUCAACUGUAUCCCAGUUAUUUAUUUACCAAAAUUCUGGAGGGAAAAAAAGAUAAAUUGACAUAAAGGGUUACCAUUUUCUUACUUUGCUCUUACACAAAAUUCAACAAAAAUGCCAUUUGCUCUAUUUUCUUUCACCCAAAUUCCACCUCCCCAAAAAAAGAAAGAAAGAACUCCAUGGUGCUACAAUACAACUUCAACACUCAGUACAGCAAAACUGUGUCAUGUUAAAUGAAUGCUUACCCACCAAUGAAGCACUGACGGAUUCCAGCAUCCACGUUUACCUUUUGUUAUCAGAUGCAGUUCAUAAAGCUAGAAAGAAUUCCCUGUUUCAACUACCUCAGCAUGGACAGAAACUGGGAUGGAGUUUGAUGAUUCACAUCAAGAAAACCCAAGCAAAGCAAGUUGGAACCAAUGAAUACAUCUGGCUGUUUCUAUACUGGCUAGUGGUUAAGAGAGUACAGUGCCUCAGAAGAAGCGAAAGCCCUGGUGUCAACAGACUAAUAUAAUUUUAUUGCUGGACUGCAUUGAAUUUUUAAGGGUGCUCCUAAACUUUCCUGUCAUUGCUGGUCAAGACCACUAAAAUUUAGGGAAGUGUAAAAGAUUAAUGUGAUGGUGCUAGUUGCGUGAUUUUUUUUUUCACUUCUAAAUCUGCAAGCCAGGUUUAUUGACUUGCAUUUUAAAACAUCGAGGAUUGACAACAAUUGUAAAUGUCUCUCAUCAAAAGUCUUAUCAUUGGUAGGCCAUUUCCGAAGACUUUUCUUCCUUCACUCUGUAAAAGUCAAUAAAGAUGCAAAAUCAUGAGCUGCUUUUGUCACGUUAACACAUUUAUAGUGUUGGAGGUUAACCAUCUUUGUAAGCUUUUAUAUGGUUGUCGGUCUUUUCCUUACAGAGUCACAUAAUAAAAUAUUGUAAUAAAA